UUUGUUCGAUUCUUUCUUCUUUUCUUUUCUUCUCUUGGCUACCAAACAUGGUCUAAGAGGUAGACUGCAAAAGGAAAGAGGCCUGCUAAAAGUUUCCCCAUUGCUUUUAAAACGAGAGCGCUCGCCUUGUUGCCGUUAGGUUCAAGUGUUUCAACUGCUCCCGGAAAUGGAAGACGACAUCUUAGAGGAAUUUCUAAAUGUAGAGGUGGAGCUUCAAGAAGUGCAAGAUCAGAUAAAGAGAUUGCUUGAUCGGCAAGAGAAGUUGUAUGAGAGGCAAUCUGAACUGAAGGCUCUGUUGGAAGAAGGUAAAACAUCAUCAAGCCCUUCCCAUGUCGGUGCUUCAGUUGCUGUACAGAAUUGGUCAGGGGAAUUUGAGUGGGAUUCACAAGCUGAUGAUGUUAGGUUUAAUGUUUUCGGCAUCCCUACAUACCGUGCAAAUCAGCGGGAGAUCAUAAAUGCAGUCAUGAGUGGAAGAGAUGUUCUGGUUAUAAUGGCUGCAGGUGGUGGCAAGAGCCUCUGUUACCAACUUCCUGCAAUUCUUCGUGAUGGAGUUGCUCUUGUUGUCAGUCCUUUGCUUUCCUUAAUUCAGGACCAGGUGAUGGGGUUGACUGCUUUAAGCAUCCCAGCAUACAUGUUGACAUCAACUACAAGUAAGGAAGAUGAGAGGUUCAUAUACAAGGCCAUUGAAAAAGGGGAAGGAGAGCUUAAGAUACUGUAUGUCACACCAGAAAAGAUAUCAAAAAGCAAGAGAUUUAUGUCAAAACUUGAGAAGUGCCAUGAUUCUGGUCGUCUAUCCCUUAUUUCAAUUGAUGAGGCUCAUUGCUGUAGUCAGUGGGGGCAUGAUUUUCGUCCCGACUACAAGAACCUCGGCAUCUUGAAGAUUCAGUUUCCUAAUAUUCCGUUGGUUGCUUUGACUGCAACUGCAACAAAGAGGGUCCAAACAGAUCUGAUUGAAAUGCUGCACAUCCCAAAAUGCAUUAGAUUUGUCAGCACAGUCAACAGGCCUAAUCUGUUUUAUGCGGUGCGGGAUAAGUCUUCUGCUGGGAAGGUGGUCAUUGAUGAAAUUGCGGAAUUUAUCAGAUGUUCAUAUCCAAAUAAUGAAUCAGGGAUAGUUUAUUGCUUCUCCAGAAAGGAAAGUGAACAGGUUGCAGAUGAAUUAUUUCAACGGGGAAUUUCAGCCGGUUAUUAUCAUGCAGAUAUGGAUGUAGAUGCUCGUGCAAAAGCUCAUAUGCGGUGGAGUGAUAACAAGUUGCAGGUCAUAGUGUGUACGGUGGCAUUUGGUAUGGGAAUAAACAAGCCUGAUGGUGAGUAUCCCAUAUUUAUUUGAUUUAAACACUUUUUUCUUUAAUAGCUACAGUGAUAUAUUUUAUCGGAAUAUAAAUCAAAACAUUAUAAUUAACUGUAUGGAGUCUCUUUCCUGUGAUUGUUAUAUGAUGCGCCUCUGCAAACAAUAGUUCAUAAUAUACCACACUAGCACUUUUCAAAUUAUCCAAAAGCUGAUCAAUAUUUGGGAACUAUUGCAUGUUAGCUCAGUCUGUUAAAAGAAAUCCUGGAAAUUCACAAAUCUUAGGAAUAAAUUCUCAUACUGCCACAUGUAUUUGUAGCAUUCUUCC
Macadamia integrifolia is the source of this 1613-nucleotide messenger RNA. Its product is annotated as ATP-dependent DNA helicase Q-like 2. The coding region runs from base 167 to 1327 and encodes 386 amino acids. Gene Ontology annotation, biological process: double-strand break repair via homologous recombination. NCBI's taxonomy places the organism in Eukaryota, Viridiplantae, Streptophyta, Magnoliopsida, Proteales, Proteaceae. The record is from RefSeq and is a predicted model, not a curated record. Gene Ontology annotation, cellular component: cytoplasm; chromosome; mediator complex. Gene Ontology annotation, molecular function: 3'-5' DNA helicase activity; ATP binding; nucleic acid binding. The transcript is spliced from 10 exons.